Molecule: messenger RNA, 2255 nt
Organism: Hibiscus syriacus
Lineage: Eukaryota; Viridiplantae; Streptophyta; Magnoliopsida; Malvales; Malvaceae
Product: 2,4-dichlorophenol 6-monooxygenase-like
Exons: 11
Coding region: 54-2255 (733 amino acids)
Molecular function (GO): FAD binding
Source: RefSeq, a predicted model, not a curated record
AACGAAUCUUCGUGUCUUUCCGACUUUGCUUCAGCGUCAGCUGCAUUGGGAUCAUGGGGGUUUCAGGGUUUAUCGAGGGCUUUAGCUUCCUCCAGAGAACCAAACCCAGAAUCAGAUUCCUCCCUUAUAAUAUUCAAUGUAGAAACUUCUCAUCUUCCAAAAUUCUCAACGGCAAUGACUCUCUUCUUCCUGUUUUGAUUGUUGGUGCAGGACCUGUUGGUCUCGUUCUCUCGAUUCUUCUCAACAAAUUCGGUGUGCAAUGCUCGGUUUUGGAGAAAAACAAGGGUUUCUCCCAGCACCCGCAAGCUCAUUUUAUCAAUAAUCGAACAAUGGAGGUGUUUCGAAAAUUGGAUGGAUUAGCAGAGGAGAUUCAAAGGUCACAACCACCUGUAAAUUUAUGGAGAAAAUUCAUAUACUGUACUUCGCUGACAGGUCCAAUCCUAGGUUCAGUGGACCAUAUGCAUCCUAAAGAUUUUGAAAAAGUUGUUAGCCCAAUCUCUGUUGCGCACUUCUCACAGUACAAGUUAACUAGGAUACUUGUUAAGAUGUUGGAGAACCUUGGUUUCGGUAUUCACACGAUCGAAGAUCUCGAAGGCCUUGAUCCUGAGACACUCAGGGGAAGGGAAAUCUUGAUGGGGCAUGAGUGUGUCUCCAUUGACACAACUGAUGAAUGUGUUACCACAACUGUUUCUUUUUCCAAGGAAGGUAAGCCGUUGACGAGAAAAAUCAAGUCUAAAAUUCUUAUCGGCGCUGAUGGUGCUGGAAGUGCGGUAAGAAAGCUUGUUGGAAUUGAAUUGAAAGGUGAAAAAGACUUGCAAAAACUUGUGAGUGUUCAUUUCUGGAGCAAAGAACUCGGACAAUACCUGCUUAAUGAGAGGCCUGGAAUGCUUUUUUUCAUUUUCAACACUGAAUCUAUCGGGGUUCUUGUUGCUCAUGAUCUUACACAAGGGGAAUUCAUAUUACAGAUCCCAUUCUAUCCUCCUCAACAAAACUUGGAAGAUUUCAACCCUGAGAUAUGCAAGAAGUUAAUACUCAAAUUGGUUGGUCAAGAGCUCUCAGAUAUAGAUGUGAUUGACAUUAAGCCAUGGGUGAUGCAUGCUGAAGUUGCUGAGAGAUUUGUUUGUGGCAAUAAUCAAAUAAUGCUUUGUGGAGAUGCUGCCCACCGUUUCCCUCCUGCUGGUGGUUUUGGGAUGAAUACAGGAAUCCAGGAUGCCCAUAAUUUGGCUUGGAAAAUUGCUUCUGUAUUGAAAGGUGUUGCACCAUCUUCAAUACUUACCACAUAUGAAACAGAACGUAAGCCGAUUGCUGUAUUCAAUACAGCUCUUAGCGUUCAGAACUUCAGAGCAGCAAUGGCAGUUCCUGCAACUCUUGGUCUUGAUCCAACUGUUGCGAAUUCUGUUCACCAAGUUAUUAAUAAGGGGGUUGGUUCCAUUUUACCAUCUGGCAUGCAGAAGGCUAUUUUAGAUGGAAUUUUUUCGAUAGGUCGUUCACAGCUCUCAGGAUUAAUUUUAAAUGAAAAUAACCCCCUUGGAUCAUCAAGGCUUGCUAAACUAAGGCAUAUUUUUGAAGAAGGAAAGAGCCUUCAACUCCAAUUUCCUGCUGAGGAUCUUGGAUUUAGGUAUCUUGAAGGAGCACUUGUUCCAGAUAGUAAAGACGUUGUGCCUGCUCCUGAGUUGCCCUCUGGCCGUCGAAGGGACUAUGUUCCCUGUGCAGAUCCAGGGUCAAGGCUUCCUCAUAUGAACGUUAAGGUUUUAUCAAAUUUUCCAAGUGAGGAAACCAUUUCGACGCAUGAUCUUGUGUCUGUAGACAAAGUUGAGUUCCUUCUUAUUAUAGCACCAAUGGAGGAGUCCUAUAAUCUAGCUCGAGCUGCAUUUAAGGCUGCCAAGGAAUACAAAGUUUCUUCCAAGGUAUGCAUGCUUUGGCCAGCCGAUACCAUUACCGGAUUUCAUCGUGGGAGCAAAGCAAAAUUAGCACCCUGGAAGAACUACAUGGACGCUAUAGAGGUUAAAAGGUCAUCUGAUUCGCUGUCAUGGUGGAGAACUUGUCAGAUGACGGAACAAGGAGCCAUUUUAGUCAGGCCAGACGAGCACAUUGCUUGGCGAUCGAAGUCAAGAAUUGUAGGGGAUCCUUAUGCAAAGAUGAAAAUGGUUUUUUCUACCAUUUUAGGAUUCAAGUCAACCAGUAUGGAACCAUAUCUUGAAUGUUUGAAACUCCAAGACUUCGAAUACUGGUCAGUUGUAUUGUUUUAUGCAUAA